Molecule: messenger RNA, 3601 nt
Organism: Chara braunii
Lineage: Eukaryota; Viridiplantae; Streptophyta; Charophyceae; Charales; Characeae
Source: the annotation of a GenBank genome assembly
GCGCUCACCAUUCUUCGACUCGGCGGGCGAGCGACCUAGAGAGAGAGAGAGAGAGAGAGAGAGAGGAAGGUCGAGCGUUGACUCUGUCGUGUGUGAUUGAGAGAGAACUCCGAGCGAGCUAGAGAGAGAGAGAGAGAGAGAGAGAGAGAGAGAGAGAGAGAGAGAGGUCGGGCGUUGGCUCUGUCGCUCUUGAGUGUGAGAGAGAGAGAAAGAGAGUGAGGAAGGUCGGGCGUUGACUCUGUCGCUCUUGAGUGUGAGAGAGAGAGAACUCCGCGCGGGCGUUGACUCUGUCAGUUUGAGCGUGAGAGAGAGAGAACUCCGCGUUGACUUUUUGGCGCAGAGAGAGAGGUCUUGCGUUGACGUUUUGGUGCAGUGGCGACUUUGGUGCGUCGACCAUGUCGCUGAUGCCGUGGGACAGAAGCUCUCGGUGGGCGGACCCUUUCGAUCGCGCCAUGUCCCCUUGGGGAUUCUGGGACAUGGGAGCGGACUGGCCGACGGGAGUGGCUGGCACGUUGAUAGGUGGUGGGCUGGGAAGGGGGGACAGGGGUGGUACCGCUGCUAGCGAUGUUGCGCGUCUGGUCAACGCGAACGUUGACUGGGUGGAGAAGGACGACCGACACGAGUUCAAGAUCGAUGUGCCGGGGUUGAAGAAAGAAGAAGCGAAAGUGGAGGUGGAGGAUGGGCGGACGCUGGUCAUUCGAGGGCAGAGACAGAGGGAGGAGACCAAGGGCGAUGAUCGCUGGCACAGGGUGGAGAGAGCUUAUGGAACCUUCGAGCGAAGGUUCAGAUUGCCAGAGACUGUGGAAAUGGAUAAAGUCCAAGCUAAUAUGGACAGCGGAGUCCUCACCAUUAAAGUCCCCAAGCGGCCGGAGCCACAGAAAGAACCACCCAAGCCAAUCAACAUCGACUGAGAAGUCUGAGAAUGAUCGCUGAUGGAAAAGUUUGCUCACUGCUCUCCUAAUUGGAGCCGGGCUUUUGGCGUGUAGGGGUUUGUCCGUGCGUGGAGAGACACCCUGGGAGGGAGACACCGCGGAAGGUUGGGUGGUGGCGCCCUGGAAUCUUGAAGGGUGGAAGGGAGGAAGAGGGCUUGUGUUCGAUCGUAGAGCUCUCUCUCUCUCUCUCUUGUGCGAGGUGGCGCGAGAGAGAGAGCUUUCGUGCUCGCUCGCUUGCUCUCUCUCUCUCUCUCUCUCUCUCUCUCUUGUGCGAGGUGGCACGAGAGAGAGAGCUUUCGUGCUCGCUCGCUUGCUCUCUCUCUCUCUCUCUCUCUCUUUUGUGCGAGGUGGCGCGAGAGAGAGCUUUCGUGCUCGCUCGCUUGCUCUCUCUCUCUCUCUCUCUCUUGUGUGAGGUGGCGCGAGAGAGAGAGCUUUCGUGCUCGCUCGCUUGCUCUCUCUCUCUCUCUCUCAUCCGAUUGUUGUGUGUAUAGAGGAGGUUUGGGAGCGUUCGAUUCUCGUUUAGUGUGGACACGAGGAUUGGGAGAUGUGGUUCUGAUAGUGGCGGCCUUCAGGCAGGAGAGAAGGACGACCACCGUGACCACGAACUAGGUGGGUUAUAAAAGAACUCAGACGGAGAACAACUGAGUGGGAGGAAGGCUGGCUUCAUGUAAGAAGACGCAGACGAGCUUGGCAGCAUGGAACAUGCUGCCAUGCCUCCGAUACACUUGCCGACGCUUCUGUUACGAUGGGGUUGAAUCAACUGUGGAAGUUGCGUUUGAGUCGUGAGCCGAUGGGGUUGUUUUUUUUUCCCCAGUUUUUGGACGUUGGAUGGGAGAAAAUUUGGUUGCAGUGAUCAUCGAGUCGCUGGUAAUGGUCUAGAUGAUUGGCUGUCGUUGACGAUGUCAGAUAUCAGAUCCAGUCAGUCGCCGGUUGUACCUUUGUCUGAUCACAAUGCGUUUUUCUAACGUACGACCGGCGACAGACUCGAUCGGUCGUCGGACAUACUCGUGUGUAAGGGAACGGAACGCGUCAAACGGAACGCAAUAUGUUUAAUUGAAUGUGAUCAGCCAAGGUUUCGGUAGAGAUAUCCCGUUCCGUUAGACACGACGGAACCUCUUGUGUCAGUUGGAGUCGGAUAUAUGCUGUUACGAUAGACAGCUUUAGUUACAUGACACACGUCGUUCCGUCGUGUCUUAAAGGAACGGAAUACGUCUUAACGGAAUGGAAUACGUCUUAACGGAACGGAACGUGGAACAUAUAUGAUAUUGUAUACUACUUGGCCCGUAGAACGGAGGGGAUAAACGAGGAAAAUCGGUUUUGUCUGCAUUAGAUAAAAGGAAGAAAGAAAGGAAGAGGGAUAAUCGUAGCCGUAUUGAAUGGAAGGGUAGAGGUCCUCGGCGGUGAAAGAACCGUCAUGAAGCGGAGUUGAGGUGGCGGAGGUGAUGUAUGCUAUGAAAGGGAAGGUGGAAUUAUGCUGUUCUGUUGUCUUCCGUUCUGUGUGGGGGAGGUGAUUCGCAUUCUGAAUAGGACCUGUAGCGUGUGUGAGGGUUGGGAAACAUGAUGCGUGUGCAAGGGAUGGGGAAAAUGGUUACAUCGUCGACCGGCUACUGCGUCUCCCUGCGAGUAGAACGCACGGGCAUGACAGAUGCAUGUGGGUGGAUUUGCCGUCUAGAUGCGGCGACGGGUUUGAGGAUAGAUCCCGUUGGGUUGACCCUGCGUUCUAUUCCGAUGACGGCGGUACGUGGUUGACCGCACUUCUCCGCUUCGUAUCGUAGUACUGUUGAUUGGGCGUUCUAUUCGGAUCUGCUAGUUUGUACAGCGGAAAAGAUCGCCGCCUCCGAUGGGAGAUGUUGGUCGUCCGUGUCUCGUUGAAAAAACAACAACAACAAAAAAACAAAAGAAACAACAGAAGAAUGGUGUUGGCUUUGACCGACAUGUGAUUGAUAACUAUGGUUCUCACAUGCCGACGUGUGCGAGAUAACACUACUGUUUUCGAGGUACAGGAGUCCUCGUUGAAGAAGCCACCCUUGCUUUUGGUUGGAGAUUAAUAGACGAUUCUGUUCCGUUGUAACCGUGCAUGUGUGUGUGUGUUGUGUGUGUGUGUGUGUGUGUGAGUGUGACGGAAGCGGGGGAAGAAUUGAGUAUUAGUCUGUGCUCUUUUCUGGGAAUUUGAGGGUGAGGUGUGGGUCGUAAUAGCGGUAGAGCUUGGGCAGCCGGUACGUGUAUAUGCCAUUUGGCAAUGGUUGUGCUUGUGAGGUUAACGAUGGAGAUGGAUGAUUAGCGGUACAACGUUUGAGAGAGAGAGGUUGUGAAUGUUACUUCCUGGCUUGACUACGUGGUCCGGAGUGAAGAGAGAAAAGGGGAGGAGACGUAGCGUCGCGGGGUGUUUGGAAACGGGUUCUUUGUGACGUGUAUGAAGUUGGGUUGUCAUGAGAAACAGAAAAGAAAGCGGAGAGUAAAUGAAAAAGAAGAGACGAGGGAGUGGGAGAUGUGCCCAUUCGCUCCGAGCGGGUUCGAGAAGGUGAUGUGUAAAUGAUUUCGGGUUCGAGAUGGUGAUGUCUAAAUGAUUGUCGUGCCACUCGUUGUGUAUGAGCGUCACAGAGGGGACUCAGUCACUCAGGGGAGGGCCAAGUUGUUACAUCUCGACGGUCUCACGCUUCGCGAAUAUU